GCGCCUGUCUUGCUCGCGCGCAGUCUCGCGCCCUCGCGCUCUCCUUUCUCUCUUCCUCUCUCCGUAGUCCGUCGGUCGGACCGCCUGUCCAUUCUCAGGCCCGGCGGCGGCGAGUGGUGCGCGCUCCUGGGCAGCCACGCGGGGCCUCGUGCGUGCGUCUCGCGCCCUACCCAGUCUCUCCCCCGUCCCCGGUGCAGCGCGGAGCCGCCGGGCUCCCGUCCCAGGCUGGGGCCAUGUCGGUGGUGGGCAUAGACCUGGGCUUCCAAAGCUGCUACGUCGCCGUGGCCCGGGCUGGCGGCAUCGAGACGAUUGCCAACGAAUACAGCGACCGCUGUACCCCGGCCUGUGUUUCUUUUGGUCCAAAGAAUCGUUCAAUUGGAGCUGCAGCUAAAAGCCAGGUUAUUUCAAAUGCAAAGAACACAGUCCAAGGUUUUAAGAGAUUUCAUGGCAGAGCAUUUUCAGAUCCAUUUGUUCAAGAAGAGAAGUCUCACCUUGCAUAUGAAGUUGUGCAAUUGCCAACAGGUUCAGCUGGUAUCAAGGUAACAUAUAUGGAGGAAGAACGGAAUUUCACCACUGAGCAGGUCACAGGAAUGCUCUUGACCAAACUAAAGGAGACUGCAGAAAAUGUCCUCAAGAAACCUGUUGUUGAUUGUGUAGUUUCAGUUCCCUGCUUCUAUACAGAUGCUGAGAGGAGAUCAGUAUUGGAUGCAACUCAGAUUGCUGGGCUUAAUUGUCUUCGAUUAAUGAAUGAAACUACUGCAGUUGCUCUUGCAUAUGGAAUCUAUAAACAAGAUCUACCUGCCCUGGAAGAGAAACCAAGAAAUGUUGUGUUUGUUGACAUGGGGCAUUCUGCCUACCAGGUGUCUGUGUGCGCGUUCAACAAAGGAAAACUCAAAGUUCUUGCCACUGCAUUUGAUCCAACAUUGGGAGGUAGAAAAUUUGAUGAGAUAUUAGUAAAUCAUUUCUGUGAAGAAUUUGGAAAGAAAUACAAACUAGACAUCAAGUCCAAAAUUCGUGCAUUGUUGCGACUUUCUCAGGAGUGUGAAAAGCUCAAGAAAUUGAUGAGUGCUAAUGCUUCAGACCUCCCUAUGAACAUAGAAUGUUUCAUGAAUGAUGUUGAUGUAUCUGGAAUUAUGAACAGGAGCAAAUUUCUGGAGAUGUGUGAUGGUCUCCUGGCUAGAGUGGAGCCACCACUUCGAAGUGUUUUGGAACAAGCCAAGUUAAAGAAAGAGGAUAUUUAUGCAGUAGAGAUAGUUGGUGGUACCACUAGAAUCCCUGCAGUGAAAGAGAAGAUCAGCAAAUUCUUUGGUAAAGAAAUUAGUACAACAUUGAAUGCAGAUGAAGCAGUCACUCGUGGAUGUGCAUUGCAGUGUGCAAUAUUGUCUCCUGCUUUCAAAGUAAGAGAGUUUUCUAUCACUGAUGUGGUACCAUAUCCAAUAUCUCUUCGAUGGAAUUCCCCAGCAGAAGAAGGAAUAAGUGAUUGUGAAGUCUUCCCGAAGAAUCAUGCAGCUCCUUUCUCUAAAGUUCUCUCAUUUUAUAGAAAGGAACCGUUUAAUCUCGAGGCCUAUUACAGUUCUCCUAAGGAUUUACCAUAUCCAGAUCCUGCUAUAGCUCAAUUUUUGGUUCAGAAGGUGACCCCUCAGACUGAUGGAUCCAGUUCAAAAGUGAAAGUAAAAGUUCGUGUCAAUGUGCAUGGUAUAUUCAGUGUGUCUAGUGCUUCCCUUGUGGAGGUACACAAGUCUGAUGAAUGUGAAGAGCCUAUGGAAACAGAUCAGCAUGCUAAAGAGGAAGAGAAGAUGCAGGUAGACCAAGAUGAACAGAAAACUGAAGAAAACCAGCAUCAGAUUCAAGGAGAAAUUAAGACAGAGUCUGAAGAAAUGGAGACGUCUCAGCCUGGGUCCAAAGAUAAAAAAAUGGAUCAACCACCUCAAGCCAAGAAGGCAAAAGUUAAAACCACCACUGUGGAUCUCCCUAUUGAAAAUCAAUUAUUAUGGCAGAUAGGAAGAGAAAUGUUGAAUUUGUACAUUGAGAAUGAGGGUAAGAUGAUCAUGCAGGAUAAGCUGGAAAAGGAAAGAAAUGAUGCCAAGAAUGCAGUGGAAGAAUAUGUUUAUGAAAUGAGAGACAAACUAAAUGGCCUCUAUGAGAAAUUUGUUAAUGAAGGUGAUCGUAACAGUUUUACUUUGAAACUGGAAGAUACUGAAAAUUGGUUGUAUGAAGAUGGCGAAGACCAGCCCAAACAUGUUUAUAUUGAUAAAUUAACAGAAUUGAAGAAUCUGGGUCAACCUAUUAAAAAUCGGUUCCAGGAAUCUGAAGAAAGACCAAAGGCAUUUGAAGAGCUGGGGAAACAAAUCCAAAUGUUUAUGAAAAUAGUUGACUCUUUCAGAAACAAGGAAGAACAGUAUGACCAUUUGGAUGAAGCAGAUGUGUUGAAAGUUGAGAAGAGCACUAAUGAAGCAAUGGAAUGGAUGAACAGCAAGCUAAAUCUUCAAAAUAAACAGAGUCUUACUAUGGAUCCAAUCAUAAAGACAAAGGAUAUUGAAGCAAAAAUUAAAGAACUUACAAGCAUUUGUAACCCUGUAGUUACAAAACCUAGACCCAAAGUGGAGCUUCCAAAAGAUGAUGAAAAUGUGGAACAGAAUGGACCAGUAGAAGGACAAAAUGAUAGCCACAGAGGGGGUCAGUCCACUGAGCAGAAUACAGAUCCAAGCGCCUCCCCAGAUUCUGAGAAGAAACUUCCUGAAAUGGACAUUGAUUAAUUCCAGCACUUGUUUAUAUUAAAGCCCACUUAUCAUAAAGCUUUAAGUUGUCAACUUUGUUCUGAUAGCAAAGAACAACUUCAUAUUGCAAGUUCUUUAGAGUUUGUUUCUAGUUUUUUUCUUUUGAAGGGAAAUCCAUGUAUUGAAUAUGAAAACUGCAAAAUGUGUCAAUACACUAUCCAAUGUA
This is a messenger RNA of Gracilinanus agilis (Agile Gracile Mouse Opossum), 2943 nucleotides long. It is a transcript of the gene HSPA4, whose product is annotated as heat shock protein family A (Hsp70) member 4. Gene Ontology annotation, cellular component: nucleus; cytosol. Gene Ontology annotation, biological process: protein folding. The coding region runs from base 234 to 2756 and encodes 840 amino acids. NCBI's taxonomy places the organism in Eukaryota, Metazoa, Chordata, Mammalia, Didelphimorphia, Didelphidae. The transcript is spliced from 19 exons. The record is from RefSeq and is a predicted model, not a curated record. Gene Ontology annotation, molecular function: ATP-dependent protein folding chaperone; ATP binding.